CCAAUUGUGGAUAGGCACAGAAGCAUUUCCGAAGCGAACAUCAGUAGUUUUGUUAGUCUCGAUCGCAUGGUUCCUCAGUGAGUUUCACUUGUUUCUUUUUUUUUUGAUUGGUGCUCGCGAGAAUCUCUAUAGUAGGCUGAGUAAGGAUUAAAUCAGCGGGUGAAUCAGUGAGGCCCAACAGGAAGUCAACUUUCUCUCUCUCUCUUUCUCAAAAAGCGUCUUAAUCAUCAAACUUUACAACAAAAAAAAACAUUUGAACACAAACCGCAAACCACCCGAGAUCCUUUAUAGUAUACGCGCUCGCGCCAUCCGCGGUACUUCCGUGAGAAUUUUUAAAUAAAAAAAGAAAAAACAAAAAACGAUCACGUAGGAGCGAUAAAAAGCGUCCGAAGAUGUUCGCGAUCAUGCAAUUGGAGAACGACGUAUCCCGCGACCAGUUCAGGAGGAAGAUGCGAGCCAAGUGCGAGUUCGUGUGCAAGUACUGCCAGAGGCGGUUCACCAAACCGUACAACCUGAUGAUCCACGAGAGGACGCACAAGAGUCCCGAGUUGACUUUCAGCUGCGAGGUGUGCGGGAAGAGUUUCAAGAGGCAGGACAACCUCAAACAGCACAGAUGUAAUCAGUGUGUAUGGCGAUAAGUGGGGGCGAAAGCCUCUAUUACGGUGAAAAAGGGCUAAAGGGGGGCCUCUUCCCUAUUUUAUUGUGACGAGCCAUUAUCCAUGUUCCAGUCCCACGUUUCAACACUACAAUAGAUAUUAGACUUUAAAACAUUAACAACCAUAUAAUCAGUAUUUAAACAAAAAAAAACAAAAGAAGGAUUCCUAAUUUAUUUCUCUCUUAUAGCUCUUGUUUUGUAUAUAUACAUUUUUUUUUAACAUUAUAUAUGACUAAAAAAACGGACUAAUAUCGUCUAGUCUCUAAAUAGAAGGGUAUAUUAUGUACAGGGAGGCAAAUUUGACAAUCGGCAAGGUUCCUAUGUUGGACGCCACCCUGUGCAGCUUGUUUUAAGAUUUUCGAAAUUUAUUAUUACUUAAUUGUUUAAUUAAUUAAGAGAUGCCAGUUAAUAUUUAGUUUGUGAUUUAGCCAAUAAGUUUGUGCAAUUUUUUUUACACGGCGUUUAAUAGGGGGAAAUUGGAAGUCAACUUGAGACGGUUAAGUUGAGUUUUCUACCCGCAUGUUAAGGAUGUCGAAUUUAAUUUAUUUGGCAACGUUGCAUACGAAUUUCGGUUUUUAAGUCAUUGUACUGAAAAUGUUUUUGAAUACUCCGUUUAUUAUGAUGGCAAACGAUAGACAAUUGAAUUUUAAACGAAAGUUAUUUAAUACUCCAUGGGUCUAAAGUGAACAGGAAGCGAGUUAUGGGCGAUUAAAGUAUAGGGCGGCGGAGCGACAAAAUGUUCAAUAUCUCCCUUAUUUUUAACAUUAGAGAGAUUUGGUAAAAACAACGUUUGUUUAAAAUUAAAUUUUCUAUCGAUUAAAAAUCUUUAGUUUGAGAUUUGUCAAAAAAUUAUAUUUUUUUACACGGAUUUUUUUAAAUUUGUCAGUUUUUUCUUAUAGAACACCCUGUAUAUUAUGGUGUCAAUCGAUAGGAAUUUAAAUAUCAAACAAGAUCCAUUUAAUACUCGAUGGCUCUAAAGUUAAAAAUAAGCGAGUUAUUGACGUUUGAAAAAAAGGCGGCUUAGCGACAAAUUCAUGAUAUUCAUAAAUUUUGUUUAGAUUUUUAUUUUUUAACGAUUAGCAAAGAUUUUUUUAAAAAAUACAUUUUUUUUUACAGAAUUUUCCCUGAUUUUUACUUUUUUCUUACGAAACACUCUGUAUAUUAUAAUUCCAUUCGAUAGAAAAUUGGAUUCUAAACAAAAAAUAUUUAAUACUUCAUGGCUCUAAAAUCAAAAAUAACUGAGUUAUCGGCAUUCAAAAUAAAGGGCGGCUAAGCGACAACUAUAUGACAUUCGAGAAUUUUGUUUAAAUUUUUAUUUUUUAUGAAUUAGACAACUUUAAUACAAAUUUUCCAUAAUUUUUUAGAAAUUUUUCUAAUUUUUCAGCAUUUUUCCAGAUUUUUAUUUUUUUUCAUUUAUCCUAUUUGGUAAAAAAUUGAAUUUCAAACAAAAAUUGUUUAAUACUCCAUGGCUCUAAAAUCAAUAGUAAACGAUUUACAGGCACUUGAAAUAAAGGGCGACCGAGCGACAGCCCUUAUAACAGGUCGCCCUAAAAGAGCAUUUACGAAAACUUCAAUAUCUCCCUUAUUUUUAACAUUAGAGAAAUUUGGUAAAAACAACUUUUGUUUAAAAUUAAAUUUUCUAUCGAUUAAAAAUCUUUAGUUCGAAAUUUGUCAAAAAAUUAUAUUUUUUUAAACGGAUUUUUUUAAAUUUUGUAGUAUUUUCUUAUAGAACACCCCGUAUAUUAUGAUGUCAAUCGAUAGGAAUUUAAAUACCAAACAAGAUCCAUUUAAUACUCGAUGACCCUAAAGUGAAAAAUAAGCGAGUUAUUGGCGGUUAAAAAAAGGGCGGCUAAGCGACAAUUUUAUGAUAUUCAUAAAUUUUGUCUAGAUUUUUAUUUUUUAAUGAUUAAGAAAGAUUUUUCAAAAAAAAAAACAUUUUCUUUACAGAAUUUUCCCUGAUUUUUACUUUUUUCUUACGAAACACUCUGUAUAUUAUAAUUCCAUUCGAUAGAAAAUUGGAUUCUAAACAAAAAAUAUUAAAUACUUCAUGGCUCUAAAAUCAAAAAUGAGUGAGUUAUCGGCAUUUGAAAUAAAGGGCGGCUAAGCGACAACCAUAUGACAUUCGAGAAUUUUGUUUAGAUUUUUAUUUUUUUCGAAUUAGACAACUUUAAUACAAAUUUUCCAUAAUUUUUUAGAAAAUUUCCUAAUUUUUCAGCAUUUUUCCAGAUUUUUAUUUUUUUUCAAUUAUCCUAUUUGGUAAAAAAUUGAAUAUCAAACAAAAAUUGCUUAAUACUUCAUGGCUCUAAAAUCAAUAGUAACCGAGUUAUAGGCAUUUAAAAUAAAGGGCGUCCGAGCGACAGCCCUUAUAACAGGUCGCCCUAAAACAACAUUUACGAAAACUUCAAUAUCUCCCUUAUUAUUUACACUAGAAAAAAAUCGUAAAGACAAAUUUUGUUUAAAAUUUAAUUGUCUAUCAUUUAAACCCAUUCAAAACAAAAUCCGAGCACUCAAUAUUGAAUUAUUCGAAAAUAAAGUUAAUUACAGUAGCGUUGCCAACUCUUUUAAAUUAAUUUCGUUGUCUUUUUAGCCUCCCUCCCCCAAGUGCGGUUAAAUUGUGUAUUUUUUGCGAAAAAAAUAUUUCAGUUGCGCUUUUAAAAAUACGCUGUGCCUUAGGGUUAAGGAACGUUGUAAAUUUGACUUGACGUCGUGGCCGUACGUGCAACGAACCAAUAACUAUAGCUCUUAAAUGCGGUAUUUAUAUUAUUAUUAUUAUUAUUAAUAUUAUUGUGUAGUUUUUAAAUUAUUAUUGCCUCGAAAUAAAAAAUAAACAAUA
This is a messenger RNA of Anthonomus grandis grandis, 3488 nucleotides long. RefSeq names its product protein drumstick (gene drm). Bases 393 to 638 code for a protein of 81 amino acids. Lineage: Eukaryota; Metazoa; Arthropoda; Insecta; Coleoptera; Curculionidae. Gene Ontology annotation, biological process: regulation of transcription by RNA polymerase II; embryo development; embryonic hindgut morphogenesis. The record is from RefSeq and is a predicted model, not a curated record. Gene Ontology annotation, cellular component: nucleus. Gene Ontology annotation, molecular function: DNA-binding transcription factor activity, RNA polymerase II-specific; RNA polymerase II transcription regulatory region sequence-specific DNA binding. The transcript is spliced from 4 exons.